GUCUUCAUUCAAUCCAGUUGAAAGCACUUCUUUAACUACUCUUUCAUAAUAACUUUAGUUCCUUGAAUUGAUCUUGAAAGAGAUAUGAUGGUCAAUUCUAUAAACUUUUUCUUGCUUUUUUCUCUUCUAGUCUUUGCUCCUUUCUGUCACUGUGAAAAUAAAGGAGAUUUUCUUUACCCUCAAUUUUACGACGGUUCAUGUCCACGAGUUGAAGAGAUUGUUAAGUCUGUAGUUUCCAAGGCUGUUGCUAAAGAACCUCGCAUGGCUGCUUCGUUGCUGCGACUGCAUUUUCAUGACUGUUUUGUCAAGGGUUGUGAUGCAUCAGUGCUGCUAGAUAGCAGUGGAACAAUCAUCAGCGAGAAGAGGUCGAAUCCAAACCGUAACUCAGCUAGAGGAUUUGAAGUCAUUGAAGAAAUCAAAUCUGCAGUAGAGAAAGAGUGUCCUCACACAGUCUCUUGCGCUGAUAUUUUGACUUUAGCAGCUAGAGAUUCAACUGUUCUUACUGGUGGACCAUACUGGGAUGUACCUUUGGGAAGAAGGGAUUCUCUCGGCGCAAGCAUCAGUGGCUCGAAUAACAACAUUCCUGCUCCUAACAACACCUUCCAAACCAUCUUAACUAAAUUCAAGCUUAAGGGACUUAACAUUGUUGAUCUAGUUGCUCUAUCAGGUAGUCACACUAUAGGUGAUUCAAGAUGCACUAGCUUUAGACAAAGACUCUAUAACCAAACUGGGAAUGGCAAGUCAGAUUUCACUCUUGACCAAAACUAUGCAGCUCAAUUGCGCACUCGGUGCCCGAGAUCUGGUGGAGACCAAAAUUUAUUUGUCCUAGACUUUGUGACCCCGGUGAAAUUCGACAACAACUACUACAAGAACUUAUUGGCCAACAAGGGUCUGUUGAGUUCUGAUGAAAUUCUGUUGACAAAGAAUAAAGUAUCUGCAGAUUUAGUGAAAACUUAUGCAGCAAGAAAUGAUAUUUUCUUUGAACAGUUUGCCAAGUCUAUGGUUAAGAUGGGAAACAUUACUCCUUUAACAGGUUCAAGGGGUGAAAUUAGGAAACACUGCAGAAAGGUUAACACAUGAUGAAGUACUAUCGUUGUCGCGUUGGACAUUUGAAAAUUGAAUUUGCAUUUUGAUGUUUUAUUUCUUUAGCCAUGUUUUAUUUGUGAAGCCAUUGGCAGAGUCACUGUAUUCUUCUAAGUUAAAAUUUGAGCUUUUGGUAGUAUUGUUGUGUGUGUUUGAAGGAAUUCUAUGUAAUAAGAUGUUAUAAGAAUAACUUGUUAAAGUAUGCAGUUGUUGGAAAUGAUGGUCUUGAAGUUUAA
This is a messenger RNA of Vicia villosa (hairy vetch), 1319 nucleotides long. RefSeq names its product peroxidase 72. Gene Ontology annotation, biological process: hydrogen peroxide catabolic process; response to oxidative stress. The record is from RefSeq and is a predicted model, not a curated record. Lineage: Eukaryota; Viridiplantae; Streptophyta; Magnoliopsida; Fabales; Fabaceae. The coding region runs from base 85 to 1080 and encodes 331 amino acids. The transcript is spliced from 4 exons. Gene Ontology annotation, molecular function: heme binding; peroxidase activity.